UUGGACCUAAAGAUGAACGGGCUAAUAAUAAUUCUCGUCUCCAGUGCAAAGUUGUACCUAAACCUCGUACAGAAGAGUACAGAGAUGCUUUCAGACAUGACAUAGAAGGAGAAAAAGCCCAUGAGGUGAAUUCAAUGGGCAAAAUAAAGGAACGCGUGGAUUCUAUACAAUCGAUGUUGGGGUCUAUGAACGAUGGAGGUCGUGUGAGCAUAUCGGCUUAUGAUACCGCAUGGGUAGCUCUAGUUGAAGAUCUCCACGGAAAUGGUGGUCCUCAGUUCCCCAAAUGCCUUGAAUGGAUUUCUAAUAAUCAGCUCCCCGAUGGUUCAUGGGGUGACGCUUUGAUAUUCAAAGCUAGUGAUCGAUUAAUCAGUACUUUAGCUUGUGUAAUUGCACUAAAAUCAUGGAACAUUCAUCCGGACAAAACCAAAAAAGGAAUGGAAUUCGUCAAAGAAAACAUGCACAAGCUUGAAGAUGAGAAUGAGGAGAACAUGCUGUGUGGCUUUGAAGUUGCAUUCCCUUCGCUUAUAGAAAUCGGUCGCAAGUUAGAUAUCAAAGUCCCAGUUGAUCAUGAUUCUCAUAUAGCAUUACAGGAGAUCUGUGCCCGGAGAAAUCUGAAACUUGCAAGGAUACCAAAGGACAUAAUGCACAGGGUGCCCACACUACUGCUCUAUAGCCUGGAAGGAAUGCAAGACCAAGACCUGGAUUGGGAAAAGCUACUAAAGUUCCAGUUUCCAGAUGGAUCAUUCUGCACUUCUCCAUCUUCCACCGCGUUUGCAUUAAUGCAGACCAAAGAUGAAAAUUGCUUGAGAUAUCUUAGCACAACUGUUGAAACAUUCGUCGAUGGGGGAGUUCCCAGUGUUUACCCCGUGGACAUAUAUGAGCGCCUAUGGGCUGUUGAUAAGCUCCAACGCCUUGGAAUUUCCCAGUAUUUCCAAUCGGAGGUUACAGAAUGUUUGGAUUACGUCUAUAGAUCUUGGACCGAGCAAGGAGUUUUUUCAGCGAGCAAUUCUACCAUUCAUGACGUAGACGACACAGCCAUGGGUUUUAGGCUUUUACGACUACACGGCUACCAAGUUUCCGCUGAUGUGUUUCGGCAUUUUGAGAAGGAUGGGGAGUUCUUCUGCCUUGCUGGGCAGUCAACUCAGGGAGUAACUCCAAUGUAUAGCCUGUAUAGGGCUUCUCAGGUUCUGUUUCCAGAAGAAAAAAUCCUUGAGGAUGCCAAUAAAUUCGCAUCCAAAUUCUUGAGAGAGAAACAAGCCAGCAACAAGCUCCUAGAUAAAUGGGUAAUAGCCAAGGACUUACCCGGUGAGGUGGGAUAUGCUCUGGACGUGCCAUGGUAUGCUAGCUUACCUCGGGUGGAGACGAGGUUCUACUUGGACCAAUAUGGUGGUGCAGAUGAUGUCUGGAUUGGCAAGACCUUGUACAGGUUGCCUAACGUUAACAACAACAAAUAUUUGGAGCUUGCAAAAUUGGACUAUAAAAACUGCCAAGCACUGCAUUUGCUGGAAUGGGAUGCCAUUCAAAAAUGGUACGCAGAAUGCUAUCUUGGAGAGUUUGGCACGUGUGGAAAGAACUUACUUUUUGCAUAUUAUUUGGCCACCGUGAGUAUAUUUGAACCAGAGAAGUCCAAAGAACGACUCGCAUGGGCUAAAACAAAGAUCUAAUUAAUGGAAACGAUUGUAUCAUAUUUUGAAAAUGAAGGAAACUCUAUUGAGCAUCGAAGAACAUUUCUUCGUGAAUUCAGAGAGAUUGGAAGGAAUGAAGACUGUGCGAAUAACAUGUGGCACAAGGAAACAAUACUGGGACAAAGAUUUGUCCCGAUACUGCUAAGAACGCUAAAUCAACUCUUGGUUGAUGCACAACUAACCCACGGUGAAGACAUUCGCGACAACUUACAUCAGGCUUGGGAGAUGUGGAUACUGACAUGGCAAGAUGAAGGUGACAUGCACAGAAGAGAAGCAGAACUAGUAGUGCGCACGAUAAACUUAUGCGCCGAUUGUAGAGCACCUGAGCAGCUAUCACAACUCUCCCACCCUCGGCACAAGCAUCUCUCCGACGUGACCAAUGAAGUCUGCAACCAACUCUUGCAAUUUCAGUACCAAAAACUGUCACGCAACAAGAUUCAUGACAAUGACGAGUUCAAUACAACCCUCCAGAUCGAAUCAGACAUGCAAGAACUAGUGCAAUUAGUACUUUGUGCUUCCUCAGAUGAUGACAUCGACCCUGUUAUCAAGCAAACCUUUCUUGCAGUGGCAAAGUCUUACUAUUAUGCUGCCUAUUUCACUCCUGCAACUAUUGAUUUUCAUAUUGCCAAAGUACUAUUUGAGCCAGCAGUAAUUUGAUAUUUGUACGAAAAAAUAAUAAGGCAUCCGCGGCGGCGGAUUAAGAGCUGGGAGUUGCACAGGUAGUUAGAUAUAUAUGCUAGUAGUAUUUUGUGUGUAUUGCAAUAAAGUAUGCACGGGAGAGGAAGAGUUAGAAAGAGUUCCUACAAGGGGUAAGAGAGGAUCAAACCUAGUGAUCGAGGGACUUAAUUGUGUGUGAGAGGGAGUGGUGAAUUCCUCUCAAAUGCAGCUUCAUGUGUGUUUUGUCAUUUGUGUAGAGUGUAAAACUCCAAAAGUAUUUGAUGAGUUCUAUGGAAAUCCUUCUCUCUC
Messenger RNA from Rhododendron vialii, 2651 nucleotides. Its product is annotated as ent-copalyl diphosphate synthase 1-like. The record is from RefSeq and is a predicted model, not a curated record. Gene Ontology annotation, biological process: gibberellin biosynthetic process. Gene Ontology annotation, cellular component: chloroplast. Gene Ontology annotation, molecular function: magnesium ion binding; terpene synthase activity. Lineage: Eukaryota; Viridiplantae; Streptophyta; Magnoliopsida; Ericales; Ericaceae.